Balaenoptera ricei (Rice's whale) is the source of this 1473-nucleotide messenger RNA. Its product is annotated as transcriptional enhancer factor TEF-1-like. The transcript has a single exon. The record is from RefSeq and is a predicted model, not a curated record. Gene Ontology annotation, biological process: regulation of transcription by RNA polymerase II; hippo signaling; embryonic organ development. Lineage: Eukaryota; Metazoa; Chordata; Mammalia; Artiodactyla; Balaenopteridae. Gene Ontology annotation, cellular component: transcription regulator complex. Gene Ontology annotation, molecular function: DNA-binding transcription factor activity, RNA polymerase II-specific; RNA polymerase II cis-regulatory region sequence-specific DNA binding.
CACCAAACCCUGGAGGAGACUCUCCCUGGAAAACUUCCCUUCGGUUUAUUUACUUGAAAAGGCUCCAGGCUUCGGCUUGGAAAAUUCAACCGCCAAAAUUGAGCCGAGCAGCUGGAGCGGCAGUGAGAGCCCUGCCGAAAACAUGGAAAGGAUGAGUGACUCUGCAGGUAAGCCCAUUGACAAUGAUGCAGAAGGGGUCUGGAGCCCCGACAUCGAGCAGAGCUUUCAGGAAGCCUUGGCUAUCUAUCCACCAUGUGGGAGGAGGAAAAUCAUCUUAUCAGAUGAAGGCAAGAUGUAUGAUAGGAAUGAAUUGAUAGCCAGAUACAUCAGACUCAGGACCGGGAAGACGAGGACCAGAAAACAGGUGUCUAGUCAUAUAUACGUCUUAGCAAGAAAGAAAGUUUGAGAAAUUCAAGCUGCCGUUAAGGUGUCUAGUCACAUUCAGGUUCUUGCGAGAAGGAAAUCUUGUGAUUUUCAUUCUAAGCUAAAGGAUCAGACUGCAAAGGAUAAGGCCCUGCAGCACGUGGCCGCCAUGUCGUCAGCCCAGAUCGAAUCAGCCACUGCCAUUCACAGCCAGCUGGGGCUGCCAGGGUUCCCACGGCCCACCUUCCCAGGGGCGCCGGGGUUCUGGCCGGGAAUGAUACAGACAGGACAGCCUGGAUCCUCACAAGACGUCAAGCCCUUCGUGCAGCAGGCCUACCCCAUCCAGCCAGCGGUCACAGCCCCCAUUCCAGGGUUUGAACCUGCGUCAGCCCCAGCUCCCUCGGUCCCGGCCUGGCAGGGCCGCUCCAUUGGCACAACCAAACUCCGCCUGGUGGAGUUCUCAGCUUUCCUCGAACGGCGGCGAGACCCAGACUGGUACAACAAACACCUCUUCGUGCACACUGGGCAUGCCAACCAUUAUUACAGUGACCCAUUGCUCGAAUCAGUGGACAUUCGUCAGAUUUAUGACGAAUUUCCUGAAAAGAAAGCUGGCUUAAAGGAAUUGUUUGGAAAAGGCCCUCAAAAUGCCUUCUUCCUCAUAAAAUUCUGGGCUGAUUUAAACUGCAGUAUUCAAGAUGAUGUCGGGGCUUUUUAUGGCGUGACCAGUCAGUAUGAGAGUUCUGAGAAUAUGACAGUCACCUGUUCCACCAAAGUUUGCUCCUUUGGGAAGCAAGCAGUAGAAAAAGUAGAGACGGAAUAUGCAAGGUUUGAGAAUGGCCGAUUGGUAUACUGAAUAAACCGGUCCCCGGCGUGUGAAUAUAUGAUCAAUUUCAUUCACAAGCUCAAACACUUACCAGAGAAAUAUAUGAUGAACAGUGUUUUGGAAAACUUCACAGUUUUAUUGGUGGUAACAAACAGGGAUACACAAGAAACUCUCCUGUGCAUGGCCUGUGUAUUUGAAGUUUCAAAUAGUGAACAUGGAGCACAGCAUCAUAUUUACAGGCUUGUAAAGGACUAACCAUGGUUAUUUAUAAAUAUAGAUAUCUGUAU